This is a messenger RNA of Triticum aestivum (bread wheat), 652 nucleotides long. RefSeq names its product sulfhydryl oxidase 1-like. The coding region runs from base 98 to 652 and encodes 184 amino acids. NCBI's taxonomy places the organism in Eukaryota, Viridiplantae, Streptophyta, Magnoliopsida, Poales, Poaceae. The record is from RefSeq and is a predicted model, not a curated record. Gene Ontology annotation, molecular function: flavin-dependent sulfhydryl oxidase activity; protein disulfide isomerase activity. Gene Ontology annotation, biological process: protein folding. The transcript has 5 exons. Gene Ontology annotation, cellular component: Golgi membrane.
UGACUAAUGACUGAAUCCCAGCACGAGAGCUUCGCGGGUAUCUGAAACGGAACAACGGAACGCCACCGCGCCGGAGAUAUCCAGCCCCCGCCGAUCCAUGGCUCCCGCGGUGUCGCGGCUCCUCUUCCUCACCCUCGCCGUCGCCUCCUCCCUCGCCGUGGGCGCGGACGCCCUCCGGUCGCUGGGCGUCGGCGACGGGGCCACCGCGCAGGGGGACUACGCCGUGGAGCUCGACGCCACCACCUUCGACGCCUUCCUCACGGCAUCGCGGGAGUCCUUCGCCGUCGUCGAGUUCUUCGCCCACUGGUGUCCAGCUUGCAGAAACUACAAGCCUCAUUAUGAGAAGGUUGCGAAACUUUUCAAUGGUCCAGAUGCUGCACAUCCUGGGAGAAUACUAAUGGCUAGGAUUGAUUGUGCAUCAAAGGUGAACAUAGAUCUUUGCAAUAGAUUUUCUGUUGACCAUUAUCCUUUCCUACUUUGGGGCCCCCCACCAAAAUUUGCUAACACUAAGUGGGACCGGAAGCAAGAGAAAAGCAAACUAAAAUUGAUUGAUGAUGGAAGAACAGCAAAGCGUUUACUUAAGUGGAUAAAUAAGCAAAUGGAAAGUUGCUUAGUUCGGUUCUACCAUUACAGGCGUGAUGGAUUUUAUUAA